AUGGAAUUUGUUUCAGGUUUAUACGAUGUUACGCGAGCGGAUGAUUGGGCGUAUUCGGGUGAUCAUGGCCCGACGCAUUGGCCAGGAUUAUGCGCAAUAGGGAAGAAACAGUCACCAGUAAAUAUAAUUUCCGAAGAUACCAUAAAAACUGAUCUCGGUGCCCUAAAAUUCAUAAGAUAUGAUUUCGCGUUCUCUGGAACGGUCACUAACAAUGGCCACUCGGUACAAAUACAAUUGGACGGUGUACCUAUCCACUUGGAAGGAGGAGAUUUACCAUCCACAUAUAUAUUGGAACAACUACAUUUUCACUGGCCAGCUGAGCACACCGUAGAUGGUACUCGUGCUGUACUGGAACUGCAUUUCGUUCACUACGACAACCAAUACGAGAAUGUAACUGUAGCGUCACAGCACGAGAAUGGUAUUGCUGUUGUUGCCACGUUAUUUAAGCUGCAUCACGUAGAUAAUAUGGAUCUAAUGCCUAUUGUGAAAGCAACGGAAUUAGUGUCAAAAUGGGUUGGAAAGAGUACAGCAAUGAUGAGGUCAAAGCUGAUUCCCUUUCUACUCUUGCCAAAGGAUCAUACAACGUAUUAUCGUUACGAUGGAUCAUUGACUACUCCACAAUGUCGAGAGUCCGUAAUGUGGAUGAUUCUCACUGAAAAACUUACGAUAUCAGAGCAACAGUUAAAUAUUUUCAAACAUAUUGGGACAAGCAACGGCAUCUUGGAUAUGAAUUACAGACCAACUCAGAUACUCGGGGAGAGAAAAGUUUAUCACCACCUGGAAGGAUAUUCCUCCGUUACAUGUCCUUCUUCCAAUUUAUUUCUCACAUUGUUUAGUUUUCUGUUUAUUAAAGUAUUAUUCUCGUAAUAAACCUUAUCCACGUAUUAAAUUCCUUUACAUUUUUGUA
Messenger RNA from Dufourea novaeangliae, 907 nucleotides. It is a transcript of the gene CAH1, whose product is annotated as putative carbonic anhydrase 3. The coding region runs from base 1 to 867 and encodes 288 amino acids. The record is from RefSeq and is a predicted model, not a curated record. Gene Ontology annotation, cellular component: cytoplasm. The transcript is spliced from 5 exons. Gene Ontology annotation, molecular function: zinc ion binding; carbonate dehydratase activity. Lineage: Eukaryota; Metazoa; Arthropoda; Insecta; Hymenoptera; Halictidae.